Gorilla gorilla gorilla (western lowland gorilla) is the source of this 2473-nucleotide messenger RNA. It is a transcript of the gene CNN2, whose product is annotated as calponin 2. The transcript is spliced from 7 exons. The record is from RefSeq and is a predicted model, not a curated record. NCBI's taxonomy places the organism in Eukaryota, Metazoa, Chordata, Mammalia, Primates, Hominidae. Gene Ontology annotation, cellular component: actin cytoskeleton; focal adhesion. Gene Ontology annotation, molecular function: actin filament binding. Bases 380 to 1309 code for a protein of 309 amino acids. Gene Ontology annotation, biological process: actomyosin structure organization; actin filament organization.
AGAAGUCUGAGAUGGAGAAAGAGUGAGAGCCGCCCACGAGCUCUGAGCAGAGAGCCCGCAGGAGUGCCACGUCCCAGCGGCCUCGGCCCCUCCCUGCCUCAGUUUCCCGUGGCAGCAAAGGGGGCGAGGGGCCCCUCCAGGCCUCUGGUGACGGGGGUGCUGUGCCCAGGCGGGGGUCCGGGGGCGACCGAGGGGGCUCAGGAAGUCCGCGGCCGCAGGAAUUCGGCGCCUCCAGGCCUUAUAAGGACAUUUGCGCUCCGGGCCAAUCAGCGGCGGGGGCGUGGCGCGCGGAGCCCGGCGCGUCCCAACCCCGCGCCAGACCGGCGGUCCCGUCCCGUCCCGUCCCGUCCGGCGCCGUCCCGCCGCCCGCCCGCCAGCCAUGAGCUCCACGCAGUUCAACAAGGGCCCCUCGUACGGGCUGUCGGCCGAGGUCAAGAACCGGCUCCUGUCCAAAUAUGACCCCCAGAAGGAGGCAGAGCUCCGCACCUGGAUCGAGGGACUCACCGGCCUCUCCAUCGGCCCCGACUUCCAGAAGGGCCUGAAGGAUGGAACUAUCUUAUGCACACUCAUGAACAAGCUACAGCCGGGCUCCGUCCCCAAGAUCAACCGCUCCAUGCAGAACUGGCACCAGCUAGAAAACCUGUCCAACUUCAUCAAGGCCAUGGUCAGCUACGGCAUGAACCCUGUGGACCUGUUCGAGGCCAAUGACCUGUUUGAGAGUGGGAACAUGACGCAGGUGCAGGUGUCUCUUCUUGCCCUGGCGGGGAAGGCCAAGACUAAGGGGCUGCAGAGCGGGGUGGACAUUGGCGUCAAGUACUCGGAGAAGCAGGAGCGGAAUUUCGACGACGCCACCAUGAAGGCUGGCCAGUGCGUCAUCGGGCUGCAGAUGGGCACCAACAAAUGCGCCAGCCAGUCGGGCAUGACCGCGUACGGCACGAGGAGGCAUCUCUAUGACCCCAAGAACCAUAUCCUGCCCCCCAUGGACCACUCGACCAUCAGCCUCCAGAUGGGCACGAACAAGUGCGCCAGCCAGGUGGGCAUGACGGCUCCCGGGACCCGGCGGCACAUCUAUGAUACCAAGCUGGGAACCGACAAGUGUGACAACUCCUCCAUGUCCCUGCAGAUGGGCUACACGCAGGGCGCCAACCAGAGCGGCCAGGUCUUCGGCCUGGGCCGGCAGAUAUAUGACCCCAAGUACUGCCCGCAAGGCACAGUGGCCGAUGGGGCUCCCUCGGGCACCGGCGACUGCCCGGACCCGGGGGAGGUCCCUGAAUAUCCCCCUUACUACCAGGAGGAGGCCGGCUACUGAGGCUCCCAGCACGCUCUCUCCCCACAUCGUCUCCCCAUCUAGGUUUUUGGGUUUUUCUGUGUUUUCAUCUUUUUUUUUUUUUCUUAACCCGUUCAGUGCUGCCAGUCAACCAAGGGUCUGUGAGUGUCAGCGUGGGAUCAGGCAGCAGAGCUUUUUUCCCCUUUGCCUUGAUCCUUCGCAAGACUGAGCCACUGGGCUGUGGGGGAAGGGGUCAAGGCCAUAUCCCAAUACGUGUAGGGCGAGGGUCCCUGCUGGCACAUUCAGGCUGUGCUGCGAAGAAGAGACCUGGGCUUGGGAGGAACCGGUCCCCGACGGUUUCUGGUUGCCUCGCCUCUUCCCCCUUUUGUCAGCUGAGCAGUUUGUGGUUUCUAUGCCCGCAAGUUUCAGGAAGUAUUCACAAAGGAAAAAUACAUUUUUUUCCCGAGGGGUGGGGCAGGGACAGUGGAGAGGGUGCUAGGAAAUGAGUCCGCUGGGAAAGGGGACCGGGCCGUGAUGUUAAAUAUCUCCGGCUCCCAAGUGACUGGAUUUGCCUAGGACCUUCAGACCAACAGACUUCAGACCCUCAGACCUGCCCCGGGGCCAGGUGGAGAAAGUGAGGGCCGUACAAGGAAGUGAAAUUCUGAGUUGUUGGGGCUAAGCCUGACCCCCUCUCCAUGCUCCCCGCCCCAACUCACUCUGUCCUCAGUAGAUUUUUUUUUCGGUUGUGGUUGUUGCCCAGGCCGGAGUGCAGUGGCGCCAUCUUGGCUCACUGCACCUCCACCUUCCGGGCUCAAGCGAUUCGCCAGCCUCAGCCUCCUGAGUAGCUAGGACUGCAGGUGCUCCACCACGCCCGGCUAAUUUUUGUAUUUUUAGUAGAGACGGGGUUUCCCCAUGUUGGCCAGGCUGGUCUCGAACUCCUGGCCUCAGGUGUGAUCCGCCCGCCUCCGCCUCCCCAAGCGCUGAGAUUACAGGUGUGAGCCACCGUGCCCAGCCCCUCAGUAGGUUUUAAGGAGCCCCCAGCCCUCCUCCCUUCUGGGCCCGACCAGCUUAUACUGCUCCAUCUUCCCCGGCCACAUGCCCCGCCAAGUACUGCACAGGGAACCCCCGCCCAGGGGCCCUGCUCCGUGAGAUAAUGUGAAAUACGACUGUGGACCAAACGCAAUAAAACCUCUGUUUGUACGAAGA